CAGACUGUCGCAUCACGGAGCGGGGAGGGGCCCCGCUCUCGUCCAUUGGCUGGUACUGUAAUACCCACAGCUUUACGGUAGAUCCACGGUGGUUGGAGAGGUUGUGUUGUUCGUGAGCGGUGAUCCUUUCAUCGACAGGAUAAUAAAGAGACUGUGGCGGGGGCUUUUUCCUCCCGUCUUUUAUUCUCUUCACGGAACCGCGCGCUGUGGAAGGCGAAAAGAGAUGCGCACGGAUACACGCGGAUACAUUGUCCGGACAUCGCGAGAGGAGGAGAGGAGCAUGUAACCCGGAGAAAGGCACCGGCGGCACCACCUGACACUCUUCUCUCCCGCUUCCUGCUAACUCAGCAUUGGAUGCUUCUCCAUGUGUUGACUGAACUGUGUGGUCGUUCGGGAUUGUACCUUCAGAAAAAUGAGCGACGAAGUGUCAGAGGUUCCCAAAGAGCUUCUGGAGAGUGUGAGGGAUGCUUUGGGGAGGAAGGUGAAGCUGGCACUGAGGAGGAGAGUCAAACUGGAGAUCAAAGGAGACAAGACGGAGAACAGAGUCCUGGCUCUCGCGUCUCACCGUGGCUACCUCUUGACGGCACGCAUUCCCACCAAGGUGGAACACUCCUUUAAUUACCUAGAAAUCCAGGGGAUCGCUUGUAACAAGCCGACACAGCUGCUGAUAGAGUACGAGCGAGGCUCCUUCUCUCUGAAGCUGCUCUCCUCCGACGAGGUCAAUGAGGUGGUCGCUCACAUUGGAACCUGCCUCGUGAGGAUAUGUCCUGGUCUGCCACCGAGUAAAAUGAUAAAGAAGCUCUGUAUGGAGCCUCCGGACAGGCUGACCUCGCUGCAGAAUCUCUGGGAGAACAAUAAACCUUCUGAGCCUGGACCUUGUGGUGGAUUUUCUCUGAUGUACAGGUGUGUUUGUGACUGGUUGGGUCUGCCUUACAGAGAGGAGGUGCAGUGGGAUGUCGACACCAUCUACUUGACACAAGACACCCGAGAGCUCAACCUGCAGGACUUCAGCCAUCUGGAGAACAGGGAUCUGGUGGCCAUAAUAGCAGUCCUUGAGUUUAACCAGUGGUUCACCAAGCUCUCCACUAAGGACUACAAACUGUCGGCAGAUGUGUGUGAACAGAUCCUCAGGGUGGUGUCUCGAUCCAGUCGCCUGGAAGAGUUGGUUCUGGACAACGCAGGACUUAAAACGGAUUUUGCUCAGAAGCUCGCUGCUGCCCUGGCCCACAACCCCAGCUCAGGACUCACCACCAUUAAUCUUGCCAACAACCCACUGGAGGACAGAGGUAUCUCCUCUUUGGGUACCCAGUUUGCCAAACUUCAUAUGGGGCUCGAACAUUUAAACUUCUCUAAAACCUCACUAUCACCCAAAGGGGUGAACAGCCUUUGCCAGUCACUGAGUGCCAACCCGUCCAUCCCCAGCAGCCUGGUCCAUCUGGACCUCUCAGGGAACAUCCUCAGAGGAGACGACAUGCAGCAUUUCUACAACUUCCUCGGUCAACCAAACAGCCUGGCAACGCUUGAUCUCUCCAAUACUGACUGCUCAUUGGACCAGGUUUGCUCCGCUCUGCUUCGAGGUUCGGUCCAGCAUCUCUCUGUUCUCAACGUGUCAAAGAGUGUCUUUUCUCACAGGAAAGGCAAAGAGGUGCCUCCAUCAUUUAAGCACUUCUUCAGCAGCGCGAUGUCCCUCAGCUCCAUCAACGUGUCGGGAACCAAGCUGCCGCCAGAGGCUCUCAAAGCACUCCUGCUCGGUCUGGCCAGUAAUCCAAAUCUGAAGGACGUGUCUCUAGACCUCAGCUGCUGUGAGCUGCGCUCGGGAGGGUCUCAAAUCCUAGAAGGCUGCAUAGCAGAGAUCCCAAACAUCUCCAACCUAGAUAUCUCUGACAAUGGCCUGGACUCAGACCUGUCUACUCUGCUGGUGUGGUUGGCCAGGAACCGCUCCAUCAGACAUCUUUCUCUGGGCAAGAACUUCAACAACAUCAAGUCGAAAAACCUUGCUCCCGUGCUGGACAGCCUGGUUCAUAUGAUUCAAGAGGAGGAGUCGCCCCUCACCUCUCUGUCUCUAGCAGACUCCAGACUGAAGAGCGAUCUGACCAUCGUUCUCAACGCCCUCGGUAGCAACUCCUCGCUCACUAGACUCGACAUCAGUGGGAAUGCGAUGGGCGACAUGGGCGCCAAGAUGCUCGCCAAGGCACUGCAGAUCAACUCCAAACUCAGGACUGUGAUCUGGGAUAAGAACAACACCAGCCCUCAGGGUCUUCAAGAUGUAGCAGCCGCUCUGGAGAAGAACUUCACCAUUCGCUUCAUGCCCAUUCCCAUCAUCGAUGCCUCUCAGGCUUUGAAGGCCGGUCCAGAGAAAACAGAGGACGCCUUGCUUAAGAUUGAGAAUUAUCUCUACAGGAACCAUGAGACCAGAAAGUACCUACAGGAACAGGCCUAUCGGCUCCAGCAGGGCAUUGUCACCACAACCACACAACAGAUGAUUGACAGGAUUUGUGUGAAGGUGCAGGACCAUCUGAACUCGCUGAGGAACUCGGAGACAGACGCCGUCGUGGAGGACGUCCGGUCAGCAGAGAACCUCAUCAAAGAUGCCAGAAACUCUAAAACACUGCUUCCUAACCUUUACCACCUCGGAUCAGCUUCCAGAGAGGAGGUGAACAGCUCCUCAGUGGGGCCCAUUCAGGAGAAACUAGAGUCCAUGGCUGGAGAAGUGACUGCGGUCAUGGACCAACAACUACAGUCUCUGCUGGAGUCCAUGGUGGACACAGCGGAGUCCCUGUGUCCACAUGUGAUGAAGAGGUGUAGUCUUCGUUCGGAGCUAAUGAAGGCCAGCUCAGCCAAGAUGGUUGUGCCCAAGAGCUUUGUCACCAAAACCCUCCUGGAACAGUCUGGUGUGGAUAUUAUCAACAAGAUCAGUGAGGUGAAGCUGAGUCUGGCGUCCUUUCUGUCCGAUCGCAUUGUUGAUGAGAUUUUGGAGGCGCUUUCCACUUCACAACUUACUCUGGCAGACCAUCUUGUACGUCGAGGUCGACCUUUGGUGCAGCAGGAGUCGCUGGAUCUGGACAUCCCUGAGGAGAAGAUCCCUAAGCGGGCGUCAGCUGAAAUUUUAGAGGGUGAGAGGCUGGAGGAUCUGGAGACGUGCAUGAUUUUGUGCUGCACCAGUAUGACGCCUAAAUCCAAGAGGAAAAGCAUCCACAGCAGAAUGCUUCGACCAGUGUCUCGUGCCUUUGAGAUGGAGUUUGACCUGGACAAGGCCCUGGAGGACGUGCCUCCCCAUUUGGAGGACACUUCAACAUCAUCUCAGACUCCACCCACUCCAUCUCAGGUCCUGCCCAAGCUCGAGCAACGAGUGCCAGGAACAAUGGUGGAGCUGCCAUCUGAGGAGGAAAAAAAGCUGCAGCACUUUACCAAACUACGACCCCGAAGGAACAAAAAAAUGAACUCCAGCAAAGUACCUCAAAUCAACAGUGCUCCAUCUCAGGAUGGAGAGCAGAACGGCCUCAUGGGAAGGGUGGAUGAGGGUGUAGAUGAGUUCUUCUCUAGAAAAGUCACCAAGAUGGACAAGCGUGCCCUGAAAGGUUCGGACUCUCAAGAUGGAGAAAAAAAGAAGAGCAAAGGUGGAUUCCUUAACCUCAUUAAACGAUCCUCGAAGUCUGACAAAUCGGAUAAAUCUGACAAGUCUGAGAAAUCGGAGAAAAACCAGACGACCCCUUUAUUGUCUAGCACGUCCUCAGCCUCCACAGGCUCAACAUCAGCUUCCACCAUCCCCGAGGAGCCCUCCUCGCCAAAGGCGGCAGUGAAGAGCCCUCCACCUGAAUCAAAAUCAAGAGACGCCUCCAGUCGCUCACAGCCCACAGACUACAGCAGCAGCUCGGACCGAUCCGAAGAACUGAGAACGCCAGACUCCAUCGACGAGCCUUGGGAGAGCUCAGAUGGCAGAGGCAGUCCUCAGGGAGGGAGGCGCUACCCAGGAAUGCAGAUGAUGGGCAGUGGCCUCCUCGCAGAGAUGAAAGCCAAACAGGAGAGACGAGCCCACAAGUCUUCCAGCCCUGAUAGACCUGACGGCAACUCAACAGCUGCCAAGUCUCAGCCAGCAACUCCAGAGAGCAGGUCUCCCAGUGGCUCCAUCUAUAAACCAGACGGUGCUUCUCCAGAAAAAACCCAACCACGGGGUGAGACCAAGCCUGAACCCGUCCCUCGCCUUAGAACUACGUCCUCAUCAAGUUCCCCAGCUGGACCGCUAAGUCCCAAACCACCGGUCCCGCAGGGGACGAAGCCUGCUCUCGCCGCACGUCCCUCCAUCCUACACAAGCCCAGGACCAGCAGCAGCAGCAGGAGCAUAGAUGAGAGCCCAGAUUCACCCGGCAACGGCAGUGGGUCUCCUAAAGUCACAGGUCUCCCUCACACAAUGAAGAGGGCGGUGUCAGAGAAGGACAAGGAGGGAGGCUCUGCCAGUAAAACCACUCAGGAAGGGCGGACGGCGUCAGACUCCGCUCAGCGACCCAACACUGUCCGCACUAACUCUGAGGACCACGGCUCCUUGAAAACCAAGGACCAAUGUCCCAACGCAGACAAGGACAAAGCAGCGGGCAAGAAGUCCUCAGAAUCCAGGGAGGAGCCAGACAAAGACUUUAUUUUAAUAUGAAACGCGACGAACAACGCGAGAAUAAACUGUCCACAAGCCUCCGGUGUUUUCGUUUAGAAAAUAAUCAAAGUAAUAUAAUCAACGUUGUUGUUGUUUUUGUGUUAAAAGUUUGCACCCGUACUGCAGGUCCUGUCCAACCACAAAGUACUCAUUUGCUUUGCAGCGGAGACCUGCGAGUAUCAGGUAACAUUGUCUAAUUCAGUUUAAUUUAAUGUACAAUGAGGAAAAAAAAAAUUCUAUUAUUUAACAAUUUGAAUUGAAUAUUUUGGGAAAUGUCUUCAGUAAUUAUUUUUUAGUCAUGUCUCCUAGUAAACCAAACUAAAUCUCCCUAGAGCUUCCUUCUCACCACCACAUCGGUUUGUUGAUUUUCUCUGCUGUCAGUUUAAAAACAAAAAAAAAAAAUAUGAAAGAAUAAACUUUUGAGUAAAUGGGUUUGAUGUUAAUUCAGGCAAUGAAUUACUAAACUAUUAAAACAAGAUAGACCUCUUUCUUUCUGGAAACCGCGGAUGUUAGGAGUGUGAGAGAGACUGUGAAUCUUGAGUGUAUACAUUUAAAUGACUUUCUUUACUUAAUAAUAUAAAGUUAUUGUACUAUUGUUUUACAGUAGCCGCUUGUUUCCCAGGGACCAAACACAAUAACAUUACCACUAAAACUGUACUGUACUUGAAAUCAAGUGUAAAACCAGACCAUGACCCAAUGGCAUUCUUUUUGUAUAGAUUUUUCUAGAGGCUAUUUUCAGUAUAUGUGCAAGUUACUCUUUCUUUUCUUUUCUUUUCUUUUUUUGGACUAACUACAUUAUGCAAUUCAUAAUUUUUUACAGGGCAAAUACAGGUUAAGCUGAAAUAAUAAAUCAGUUAUACAUGCGUAAUGUAGCUUGCCUGACAGUAAAUGUUUCUGGUAUUAAGAUGGACUCUUCAUCUCACGUGAGAGUGCUUUGAGAGGACUGUGCUACACUUAAACGUCACUAAUAAUCAAUCAAUCAAUAAGGCUUCAGCACUGUUAAAACACUGUGGAUGAAACAUUUGUCUUAUUUUUACACUCGACUGCUGAGGUCUUUUUGUGUGUGUGUGUGUGUGUGUGUGACAUUUACGACAUGCCGAGGGUCCAAUGAACGCAAAUAACAGAGUCUGUAAAAGGAAUAGUAAAGAGAAUCUGCUUCAACUUUAUCACAAGGAGACACAGUUGUGUGCUUUUCUCUUCUGUGGCUACUCCGGUUAGUUAUUUGUCUAAAAGCAAACAAAACACUGAGUCAACUCCAGCCUACAAACAUAAUUCUUCCUCCUUCCUGCAAUCCUUUUCUUUCAGGACUUUUCAUGCCAAACUGUGCAAUACAAACCCGCAGCAUCAUGAUCACAUUCUGUAACAACAGCACUGGUCUCAGGAUGAUUCAUCGUGUCGCUCUUAUAAAAGCAAGAAAUGCUGCUUUGACACCGCUACACUGUCUGUAACCAUUGUCAGUCAGCAGACUGGUUCUGUCAAGCGUUAAUUAUACAGUACAUCACACACAUGUCUCAAAAAUUAGGUUGUUUUCAUUUAAAGUGUAUUGAUUUCGUCCACUGUUCUACUUCUCAUGCCUUUGAUGGUUUCGGUUGUUUUGUGUCCGGCUGUAGCGAGGAUGGAUGAUGGAUGGACUGUAGCCAAACAGUGAAGCAGACCGGUUUCACUAUUAAAACGGUGUUCUCAUGAUCCCGGGUCUUUUCCUUGUUGUAGGUUUGUGGUGAGGUUUUAGCGCCUUUAUCAUCAUGUCUUUAUGUCUUGGUUAACAACAACAACAACAAGAACAGUUCCCGCUGUGUAAAGUAAAUCUGUUCUUGAUGUCAAUGACUGCUCUGAUUCUCAGUCUCGGUGCCAUUUUCAGAAAUCGUGUGUGUGUGUGUGGAACAUGUACCAGGAAACUGGGGUAAAGGAAAACAGAAUAUGACUUUGCAGUAUGUUUAUAGCAAAACAAAAAAAAGAAGGCAUUUUCCUGAUGCAAUGAUAGUUCUGGCUUGUGUGCAAAGACUGACAAUGAUUUAUUGUGUAAUGAAAUAAAAAAGAAAAGAAAGAAAACAUCACUUUCAAUUGUGAGGAGAACGUGAAAAUAACCAGUAGCUUUGAGUUUGGGUUUUGCGCGCGUGUGCGUGCGUGCGUGCGUGUUGGCAUGAUGUGGCUGUGAGUCGUACUGUAUGUAUAAACACUGUAUGUUGCUUUCAUACAUGCAGGCGUAUGCAUGUGUACAUACACUGUGGACACUGUGGUAUGGUCACAUGCCGACAGUAUAUUGUUUUCAUACUAAGUACACUACUAUACUUGGGGUUUGUUUGUAACUUAUUUGGAAUAAAAAAAAAAAAGUUGUCGGUGAUCGUCUUGAAACCGUUUUUUUGUUGCUUGUACAUUGUGUUCAUGUAGAAUUGCAUUACGUGUGUGUGUAUUAAUUUGUUAUUACAUGUCCGUUCAGUGUUACUUUCAAGGAGGAUUCCGAAAAAAAAACUAUUUCCUGAGCUGGGAGGAGGAAAACGUCUGGCAAAUAAUGGCAUUUACUCAUUUUCUGUUUCUGCCGGUGUUUUGACAUUUCGUCAUGUAAAUAAUGCUGAUUAAAGUAGUUUUACAGGA
Molecule: messenger RNA, 7237 nt
Organism: Solea solea (common sole)
Lineage: Eukaryota; Metazoa; Chordata; Actinopteri; Pleuronectiformes; Soleidae
Product: F-actin-uncapping protein LRRC16A-like
Exons: 39
Coding region: 413-4645 (1410 amino acids)
Biological process (GO): regulation of Arp2/3 complex-mediated actin nucleation; cell migration
Cellular component (GO): lamellipodium; plasma membrane
Molecular function (GO): protein binding
Source: RefSeq, a predicted model, not a curated record